AUGCCUUACGAAUCGCCACUUCCUCCGAUUGACGUCCCCCCAACGUCCACAAUCUACAAUUUCCUCUUCGGCCCUACCUCAACAAUAGCAACCACUCCCGCAUCUUCCACGCGCUCAUUCAUCGAUGCAGCCACCGACGCGCGCAUCAGCUUUCCAGAGCUCAAACAGCUCACUACGCAUCUCUCCACGGCGCUGACUCGACACUACGGACUACGCCCCGGCGAAACCGUUGCCCUGUUCUCCACAAACACAAUAUGGUACCCAGUCGCCAUGUACGGAGUUCUGCGCGCCGGCGGUGUAGUCAGCGGUGCGAGUCCCGCAUAUACGGUGGAUGAAAUGGCCUAUGCUCUGGAGAAGAGCAAGGCACGCUUUCUGUUUACGUUGCCGGGGUCGUUGAAGGUUGCUUUGGCGGCAGCGGAGAGGGUAGGGAUGGAGAAGAAGCGGGUAUUCCUACUGGAAGGUAGGGCGGAGGGGAUUAUGGGGUUGAGGCAGCUGGUAGAGAUGGGAAGGAGGGUUGCAAACCAGACACCAGAGUGGGUAGUUCCCGAGGGGAAAGGUAAUGGAGAAGCGGUGGCAUUCUUGAGCUUUAGUAGCGGAACGACAGGGCUACCGAAAGCUGUAAUGAUAUCCCACAGAAAUGUAAUUGCCCAAUGCCUCCAGAUCCAAAAAGUGACCACUCCGGACCUAACCCGUGUGUUGGCGGCCCUCCCUCUAUUCCACAUCACAGGCCUCGUGCAUAUCCUGCACCUUCCUCUCCUCGUCAAUGCCGAUGUAGUCAUGCUACCUCAGUUCACGCUCCCCAAGAUGCUCACCGCCGUGGCCGACUACAAGAUCCCAGAGAUGCUCCUCGUGCCACCAAUCCUCAUCCGGUUGAUCCGUGACCCCAUAGUCGCCAACUAUGACCUCAGGCACGUGAAGCGUCUCUCCUCUGGCGCAGCCCCGCUCUCCCGUGAGGUCAUCAAGGAGCUUGAGAAUAAGUUUCCAUGGAUGGGAUUGAAGCAUGGAUAUGGCAUGACGGAGUCAUGCUCGUGUAUCACGGCCACAUUGCCAGAGGACACGCAAUUUAAGCACGGGCACAAAGUUGGGAAGUUAUGUGCCAGCACGCAGGUGAAGAUAGUUGACGAGAAUGGAGCGGAGGUGCCGCGUGGGCAGCCUGGGGAGCUCCUGGCGAAGGGGCCGCAGGUCACAAUGGGAUAUCUGGAGAAUGAAAAGGCAACGAGGGAGACGUAUGAUUGUGAGGGGUGGCUCCAUACAGGUGAUGUGGCGGUUAUUGACGAGGACGGCCAUGUGGAAAUUGUGGAGAGGAUCAAGGAGAUGAUCAAGGUGAAUGGGGUGCAAGUUGCGCCGGCGGAGCUGGAAGAUCUAUUGCUCGGGCAUCCGAAGGUCGAGGAUGUCGCAGUACUUGGAGUGCCCCAUGAAAUGAUGGGAGAAGUGCCAAGAGCGUACGUGGUGCUUAAGGCGGGAGUGAAGCAGGAUGGAGCAGAGGAAGAAUUGGUGGGGUAUGUGAAGAAGAGUAGAGGCGCGAAGGACAAGUGGUUGAGGGGUGGUGUGCGGUUUAUAGAGAGUGUCCCGAAGAGUCCCAGUGGUAAGAUCCUAAGGAGGGUAUUGAGAGAAAAGGCGAAGACGGAGGAUAAAGUAGUCGAGAAAGCAAAGCUGUAA
Morchella importuna is the source of this 1659-nucleotide messenger RNA. RefSeq lists its product as uncharacterized. The record is from RefSeq and is a predicted model, not a curated record. Gene Ontology annotation, molecular function: CoA-ligase activity. Gene Ontology annotation, biological process: secondary metabolic process. NCBI's taxonomy places the organism in Eukaryota, Fungi, Ascomycota, Pezizomycetes, Pezizales, Morchellaceae. The transcript is spliced from 3 exons. The coding region runs from base 1 to 1659 and encodes 552 amino acids.